Molecule: messenger RNA, 1389 nt
Organism: Alternaria atra
Lineage: Eukaryota; Fungi; Ascomycota; Dothideomycetes; Pleosporales; Pleosporaceae
Exons: 1
Coding region: 1-1389 (462 amino acids)
Biological process (GO): transmembrane transport
Cellular component (GO): fungal-type vacuole membrane
Molecular function (GO): transmembrane transporter activity
Source: RefSeq, a predicted model, not a curated record
AUGUCUACUACUACUACCAUCACGGAAGAUCGCAUUGAACUAACCAGAUUCCCGGCCACUCCUCAUCACCUGCCAAGCAAAUCUUUGCCUUCCGCCUCACGCCCAACGUCCGUGACUAACAGUCAUGACGAAUUGCCCGAGAGCGCGACCUACUCUGUCACGGCAGUACCGGACGGGGGAUAUGGGUGGGUCGUCGUUGCCGGUGGCUUCACGACGAGCUUUUGCAACAACGCGAUAAUCAAUUGCUGGGGUGUCUUGCAAGCUGCCCUACUAGACUCGACUUUGAAGGACGUUCCUCCGUCCACACUUUCUUACGUUGGCUCAUUGGGGCUCGCGGGUGGUGCGUUAUAUGGUCUCGGUGCCGUGCGUCUGAUGAGACAGAUAGGCUGCCAGGCAACAAUUCUACUCGGAGUCUUUCUCAUGGGCCUAAGUUUGAUCGGGGCGAGCUUCUGUACGUCGAAUUUGCCUGGUCUUUUCGGCACAUACAGCAUCAUUGGUGGAAUUGGCAUGUCGCUGAACUGGACUGUUAACAACACAGUUCCUGUGCAAUACUUCAGCGCUCGUCUUGGGCUUGCAAAUGGUCUCAUCAAACUCGGCGGUGGCGUGGGUGGCUGUGUCAUGGCCGUUGCUUUGGAGGCCUUGUAUCGAAGAGUCGGUAUCGAAUGGACCUUCCGGAUCCAGGGACUUCUUACUUGGGCUGUCGGCCUUCCUGCUGCUUGGAUGGUAAAAGAUCGUGUACCGCUUAGGAAGGCACCGUUCGUCGACCUUCCCAUGUUCAGGUCUCCAGCUUUCAUUGCGACCUUUGCUGCCAGCGCCAUCGGUGUCUUUGCGCUUUUCGUUCCGCCAUACUACCUACCAUUGUUUGCGCAAUCAAUCGGCCUCAGUCCAAGUACAGGUGCCGCUCUGGUUGCAGCCUUCAAUGCCUGCAAUGCCCUUGGCCGUUUUAUCGCUGGUCCCCUGUGCGACAAGAUUGGUCCACUAAACAUGUUCGUUAUCGCGAUGGUCCUCAACGCGGCGAGUAUGCUUGCGAUCUGGCCAGUCUCCAGCACUUUGGGUCCACUCGUAUUGUUUGCGAUCUUGAACGGCGUUGCGAAUGGCGCAUACUUUACGACCCAGCCGACCGUAGUUGCUGGAAUUUUCGGUCCUGGACGAGCUGCGGUAGCUAUGAGCAUGUCGGUUACAGGCUGGAGUGUUGGCUAUCUGAUGGGCGCGCCAAUUGCAGGCUACCUGCUGGAGGCUACAAGUGGUAGAUGGAACAGCGGUCCAGGUCAGAGCAUUGAUGCCUAUCGGCCUGCCAUUUUCUAUGCUGGUGGAACUGCGACCCUUUCCGCGUUAUGUGUUCUAGUCGCGAGACUUACUGUCACCAGGAAACUAGGCAAAAGAGUCUGA